This is a messenger RNA of Frieseomelitta varia, 1202 nucleotides long. It is a transcript of the gene cpb, whose product is annotated as F-actin-capping protein subunit beta. Lineage: Eukaryota; Metazoa; Arthropoda; Insecta; Hymenoptera; Apidae. Gene Ontology annotation, biological process: cell morphogenesis; negative regulation of filopodium assembly; barbed-end actin filament capping. Bases 165 to 986 code for a protein of 273 amino acids. The record is from RefSeq and is a predicted model, not a curated record. Gene Ontology annotation, molecular function: actin filament binding. The transcript has 4 exons. Gene Ontology annotation, cellular component: F-actin capping protein complex; cytoplasm.
UAUUGGCCAAUCAGCGAUAUUCUUGACACGCCCCUUGAAUAUUCGUUUUUGGUGACUGAAUGCGGGUCGGAGAGUAAACAGUUCCAAUAAAUUUUUCAUUGAUUUUGUAAUUUUUAUUAAUUAAUGGUCUGAUUGACGUCCACCAAAUUCUUCAAUAAUUUAAAAUGACGGAACAGCAAAUGGAUUGUGCAUUAGAUUUAAUGAGAAGAUUACCACCUCAGCAAAUUGAAAAAAAUUUAAGUGAUUUAAUAGAUCUUGUGCCAUCUCUUUGUGAAGAUCUUUUAUCCUCUGUCGAUCAACCCUUAAAAAUUGCAAAAGAUAAAGAAUCUGGAAAGGACUAUUUACUUUGCGACUACAACAGAGAUGGCGAUUCCUAUAGAUCUCCAUGGAGUAAUACAUAUGAUCCACCAUUAGAAGAUGGCUCAAUGCCUUCUGAAAGACUUAGAAAAUUAGAGAUAGAUGCAAAUCAUGCAUUUGAUCAAUACAGAGAACUCUACUUUGAAGGUGGAGUUUCUUCUGUCUAUUUGUGGGAUUUGGAUCAUGGUUUUGCAGCAGUAAUAUUGAUUAAAAAAGCAGGUGAUGGCUCAAAGAAAAUUAAAGGUUGCUGGGACUCAAUUCAUGUAGUAGAAGUUCAAGAAAAAUCCAGUGGAAGAAUUGCACAUUAUAAAUUAACUUCUACUGCAAUGCUUUGGUUACAAACUAAUAAACAUGGUUCUGGAACAAUGAAUCUUGGUGGAAGCCUUACAAGACAGGUUGAACAAGAUGCCCAAAUAAGUGAGAGUUCUCCACAUAUUGCUAAUAUUGGUCGCAUGGUUGAAGAUAUGGAAAAUAAAAUUCGAAAUACUUUAAACGAAAUUUACUUUGGGAAAACAAAAGAUAUUGUAAAUGGUUUAAGGUCUGUUCAAUCUCUAGCUGAUCAAAGACAACAAGCUGCCCUCAGACAGGAUCUCGCGGCCGCAUUGCAAAGGAGAAAUGCCAAUAAUUGAUCUUGUGAGGAAGAUCAGCUUUCCUUCGAUUUUGAGGAAUGUCAUUAAAAAAAGAAAGAAAUAAAAGAGAAAUCGUAAAUGAUGAAAUUAAGAUUCAAAUUGUUACAGUUACUGUGACGUGAAUUUUGGACAGUUUCCUGUGAUAUGCAGGGUGCAACGGUAAAGAUGAAUUUUUCCUGAAAUAUUAAAGAAUUAAAGAAAAUAAAUAAUUGAAUA